AUGCCAGCACCGCAGACCCCUCUCUACGCUGCCUCUUUCUAUGGCUGCUGGAAAGCUGUGGAGACUCUCAUCAGCCUGAAAGCGACUCUCGAUAUACAUGACAGAGAGCUCAACUGGACACCACUGCUUACCGCGGCAUCAUUCGGUCACUUACGCACGGUUCAAAUGCUCUUGGAGGCCAAAGCAGAUCCCAACGAAAUCUGUGGUAAAAAGACCCUAGUCACUCCCUUGUGCUAUGCUGCGACACGAGGAGCCAGCAUUGGCCGUGUGCAAGCCCUUCUUAACAAUGGGGCAGAUCCCAACCUCAUGUCAUUGACGGAUCCGUUAGGCUGGAUGAUCUCAACGUCGUCAAUUCCAAGCCAGAAAAAAAUUGCGAUCUUGGAUAUCCUUGCCAAUAAUUCCCCCUCGCUCAAUAUUGACGGCAGGUCUUGUUAUGGGGGAAGAACAGCCCUAAUGGAGGCCGUCGAAAAAGGGGAGCGAGAUAUGGUUGAAUGGCUUCUCAAUCAUCGAGCAAGCGUGAUGGCAAUUGACAAGCUUGGGGAGACAGCACUGUUUCCUGCCGUGCGAGAAGCUCACAUCGACAUACUACGCGAGCUUUUGAAGCAAGAGCGACCGUUGCAUACCAUCAAUGGGAAGGGGGAAGGGUUGCUCCAACUGGCUGGCAAAGAUACCGAGCUGGUUAACAUAUUGCUUGAUGCAGGUGCCUUUGUUGAGGGAAAUGAUGACCUCCCGCGCGUUUUCACAAUUGUGGAUGGGGGAGGAAAGGUCGAGGAGAUUGACGAUGCCGAUCUGGAUGGAUAUUCAGAUACUUCCUCUGACAGUUCUCUAAUUGGGCUUGAUUUCUCGGAUGCCCCGGAAUUCAAUACAUGGUCAUGGUCUAGAUGA
Molecule: messenger RNA, 885 nt
Organism: Penicillium concentricum
Lineage: Eukaryota; Fungi; Ascomycota; Eurotiomycetes; Eurotiales; Aspergillaceae
Product: ankyrin repeat domain-containing protein
Exons: 1
Coding region: 1-885 (294 amino acids)
Molecular function (GO): protein binding
Source: RefSeq, a predicted model, not a curated record